Colletotrichum acutatum is the source of this 1494-nucleotide messenger RNA. RefSeq lists its product as uncharacterized. The record is from RefSeq and is a predicted model, not a curated record. The coding region runs from base 1 to 1494 and encodes 497 amino acids. The transcript is spliced from 2 exons. Lineage: Eukaryota; Fungi; Ascomycota; Sordariomycetes; Glomerellales; Glomerellaceae. Gene Ontology annotation, molecular function: oxidoreductase activity.
AUGUCGACCAGCUUUCUAUCCACGCACCGGCCAGGUCCUCCUGGCCAUCCGGCACCCGACGCCAACUACGUCGACGCCGACACCCUUCGAACGACCUUUGCGCUCGCCAUGUCUGCCAUGUACAAGGCCGAGGUGCCACUCUACGGCGACCUCAUCCAAAUAGUCCAAAGCAUCAACAAAGAUGCCCACUCAGGCUCCGCAACAAUGGAAGCCAGCAUCGAGCGCCUAACCCUCGAGCGGCACGGCGCAAUCCGCCUCGGCACCCCGCAAGAACUCCACACCGUCCGCCGCAUCUUCGCCAUCCUCGGCAUGCACCCCGUCGGCUACUAUGACCUCUCCGUCGCCGGCCUGCCCAUGCACGCGACCUGCUUCCGCCCGACGUCGCCGCAGUCUCUGGAACGCAACCCCUUUCGAGUCUUCACCACGCUCCUCCGGCCAGAGCUGCUCAAGUCCGGGACUGCGCGGGCCGUUGCCCUGGGCCUCCUCGCAAAGCGCAAAAUCUUCAGUAAUGCCCUCUUGGAGCUCUUGGGCACUGCUGAGACGUGCCAGGAUGGUCGUCUGACGCCGGAGCAAGGGGAGCGGUUCGUGGUGGAGGCGAUUCGCACGUUUAGCUGGCAGCCAUUGGCGGCUGCCACGCACGAAGAGUACGCCCUCUUGCGGAGCGAGCAUCCCAUUUUGGCGGAUAUCGCGUGUUUCCGGUCAUCUCACAUUAACCACCUCACGCCGAGGGCGCUGGAUAUCAAUGCAGCGCAGGAGGCCAUGCUUGCUGCGGGCAUGGCGGUGAAGAGCCGCAUUGAGGGCCCGCCGGCGCGCAAGUGUCCGAUUUUGUUACGCCAAACGAGUUUUCUUGCGCUGCAGGAGGGUAUUCGCUUUGCUAUCUCGGGCAGAGACGAGUUUGUGGAUGGUUUCCAUAAGGCUCGGUUUGGUGAGAUUGAGGAGAGGGGCGCUGCCGUUACGCCUGCGGGGAGAAAGCUGUAUGACGUGUUAUUGGAGGAGGCAAUGGCAACAGUACAAGAAAAAGGAACCUCUUCUGAUGCGAAGGUGGUGGACGAGACCUUUGCAAAGGUCUUUGAGAAGUUUCCCGAUGAUUGGGACGAGCUGCGGCGGCAGGGGCUCGUUUACUCGGACUAUCGAUGCGCAGAAAACGCCAAAGAGAAGCUGCACAGCUUGGCAAAUAUCGAUACAGCAGACCCGGCUUCUCUCUUGGACCGACUAGUCUCCGAGAGUGUACUCGAAGCGGUGCCCAUCACGUACGAAGACUUUUUGCCCUUUUCCGCUGCCGGGAUCUUCCAGUCAAACAUCCAGUCCGGCUCAAGCAAGCCCAGGAUAGACCACAAUGAGCCGACGCGGCCGGAUGUGAAUGGAUACGAGAAGGCUUUGGCGAGGGAGAUCCUCGAUGCAAACGCUUUAUACGCGCAAGCGCAGAAGAAGAGUCUGCAGUCUUGUGCGGAGGAGCUUGGUUUGAGUAUGGACAUGAUUCCUCGACUUUGCUAG